Molecule: messenger RNA, 367 nt
Organism: Guillardia theta CCMP2712
Lineage: Eukaryota; Cryptophyceae; Pyrenomonadales; Geminigeraceae
Exons: 2
Coding region: 29-325 (98 amino acids)
Source: RefSeq, a predicted model, not a curated record
AUACCGAGCGCCCGAAGUGCUCAUGGGCAUGCAGUGCCAGACCACAGCAGUGGACGUGUGGGCUGCUGGGGUAGUACUGCUUACCCUGCUGUGCCGCAUGACACAGUUCCAAUGGUUCCAGUAUAACGACAUAGUCACGGCAACGAAAGAGAUCUACGGCACAACUAUGGGUAUACAUACGGGUCAGUACAGAGAUAAGAUCAGAGAUGUUAUCGAAGAUUUCAAGCUCGACGUUAAGGUAAAAUUGUUGUCGUCGGCGUUGUUGUAUCAAGAGGAUGAGGAUGAGGGUGAUAUGGAGGCGGGAGGCCUGAGGUUGCUAACUUGAUGUCAUUCAGAUUCCACCAUUGGAACUGCAUCUCAGCUAUGC